UGUCGCUGUCAUAGGCCCGAGCACCACUACAGGCACUCUGUUUGUUAUGCAAAUGGUAGGCUUGGUUGUUCGACACCUGCGUUCGUUGGUUUUCAUAGGCUAAGGCUUGAGCUCUGCUGUACAGGCACAUCGUUCGGUGAAAUGGUGUGCUUCGUCGGUCAUGUUCGCCUGAUGCCUGCCUCAUAAUAUGUUCAACACUGGUAAAAGGCAAAGUCAAUAUGAGAUCCUUCCCAAAUGUUAUCUUCCCUUUCCCCUUCCCUUCCCCGUAUCUUGUCACUCCGAGUCUGUGGUAUCGUCACGAUGCACUCCGUCCGUUUCUUUGUGGUCUGUGUGUAUGUCUCAUAUCUGUCUCGCUUUCUCUUGUGGAUAUUACACAAAGUCCUGCUUACAACGUUGGUACUAAUGGGGCCCGUAUCUCUCGAAGUCUCCCGUGAUUUUCGGGGCGUUCAAGACGUGGAUAAGUCAAGAAGUCUUGUUUGAAGGAAUUGUCCGUACUUUAGGAAUUAUUACGCUUCACUCCUGUUCUUUAUUGUACCCCAUGAAGAAUCUCUACUCCGCGAGACGUACGCAACCGUGCGAUCAAAACGGUACGAGCCUUCAUGGCCACGACGCAUGGCUUGCCAUGUCAAGGUCGUGGACCCG
This is a messenger RNA of Desarmillaria tabescens, 642 nucleotides long. RefSeq lists its product as uncharacterized. Lineage: Eukaryota; Fungi; Basidiomycota; Agaricomycetes; Agaricales; Physalacriaceae. Bases 235 to 480 code for a protein of 81 amino acids. The transcript is spliced from 2 exons. The record is from RefSeq and is a predicted model, not a curated record.